Messenger RNA from Siniperca chuatsi (mandarin fish), 2471 nucleotides. RefSeq names its product RERG/RAS-like b (gene rerglb). The record is from RefSeq and is a predicted model, not a curated record. The transcript has 5 exons. Bases 248 to 865 code for a protein of 205 amino acids. NCBI's taxonomy places the organism in Eukaryota, Metazoa, Chordata, Actinopteri, Centrarchiformes, Sinipercidae. Gene Ontology annotation, molecular function: GTPase activity; GTP binding.
AAAAGAGCGCUUGGCUCACAGACAUCCAGGGAAAGAAGAAGUGGGCGCUUGUUCCCCCCUCUCUCCUCUCCUUCUGGCUUUUAAAAAAGUGAAACAACCCUUUGAAGAGGAAGAGAGGGGGGCAGUCCUGUACUCCCACCCAGCCUGGACUGCACGCAGCAUUUAUUGUGCCGACGCUAACCCAGAUACCAGACACAACACAGAGCCGCGGCCAGAGAACCAGCUGAGGACCUGACAGAGCACAGGCAUGAACGACAUCAAGCUGGCCCUGCUGGGAAGCCAGGGGGCUGGGAAAUCGGCUGUCCUUGUGCGGUUCCUGACCCGGCGCUUCAUCGGUGAAUACGCCUCAAACGCCAAUUCCCUGUACCAUAAGAGACUGUCAAUCGAUGGCAGGCAGCUGAAUCUGGAAGUGUUUGAUCCUUGUUCUCAGAGCUCAGAGGCCAGGUGUAUACUGGAGGAGCCGGUGGACUGGGCAGAUGGCUUUGUGGUGGUGUACAACAUCAGCGACCGCACUUCCUUCAUCAACGCCAAGAACAUCCUGCGGCAGAUUCGGGAGGCGCGCAUGGACAACUGCAAAGGGGAGAUGGAGGUUCCUGUGUGUCUGGUGGGUAACAAGCAGGACCUGUGUCACGUCCGACAGGUGCGUGAGGACGAGGGCCGCUGCCUGGCUCAGGAGAACCGCUGUCACUUCCAGGAGGUCUCAGCAGCCGAGAGCUACCAGGACAUCGCCAACCUCUUCACCCAACUCAUCCGGCAAGUGAUGGAGCACCUCAAGUACAGAGCCGACCGACGACGCUACAGCGGCUCCAAGUCUAUGGCCAAGCUCAUCAACAAUGUGUUUGGCAAGAGGAGGAAGUCAGUGUGACGGUUCCAGUGAAGUCAGCGGCUAAUCGGCUGGAGGGACUGGGAUGUUUUGUGUGGACCGUUGUUAAAGGGAAGUGGCCAAGAAGUUACACGCUGGGUCUGAAAACUGUUUAGUACAUACACAGCGGUCCAAACAUUAACCCUGCGUUCACACUGCGAGCAACAUGGAUGGUUGGUGGGAAGGAUUGGAUGGUGUCUGUGGGUCUGCAACUACAACAUUUACAGACAAACAUUAGUCUUGUACACAUCUUUGGCAAGUGUUGUUGUUUGUCUAGGAUGUAUUUAUCUGCUUUGAGUUAAGACAGCUUUUUAGAAAUGACCUAUUGUGUUAUCAUGUUAAAACAAAGCAGGCUGUUGGUUUCCAAUUUUGGGGUUGGGCCCCUUUGAAGGGGUCGCAAGAUGGAACAUACCCCCCACAUUUUUGCUAAUCAAAAUCAAGUUUUUCUUCAGACGUUUCUCUUAUAUUCAAGCAAACAAACAAAAAAAUCACUCACAACUUUUAGACGUUGCUCAGUUUUAUCCUUUUUUUAAUGCCUUACUUUUUUGAGUCUUAAAUUAUUCUAUAAAAUACCUUUUUUCAUUUCAAAGCCCUGAAAACCCACACAGGAUGUUUCACAGAUUCUUAUAAUGCUGUUAUAUUAUGAGAGGUUGUUAAACUACCAAUAAAAAUGAUAAAAUUGUCAAUUGUCCCGCCCAGGAGCAACAAAGCUGUGAGGGAAAUGUCACGCAAGCGCAGUCUGUACUUGCUCACAUUGUCCAAAAAAACAAACAGCUACUUUCCAAGAAUAAUCUCUGGCUGGUUUAUUGCUGUAGUUUUUCACAUGAAACCUGUAUAGGACUGGGAAGCUUUGAUUGGCUGUAAUUAGCUUCUCCUCCGUCUUUCACUCAUCAGACAUAACUGUUUGUCAUUAACUGAAAUCACAACAUGGAGGAAUGCAAGUCUGACAAGCUGUUGAUUAGCGAGUGACUUUUCCCCACUAAGUUUCCCUUGAAACUCCUUAAUCAGUGUGCUCACAUUGUGAACUCGGGGUUACUGACCGCCCCCCGCUGUUGGCUGUUUCUUUAAGCAUCUCAUUGCAGUUUUGCUUUGUCACUGGUUUAACCCUUUACUGUUAAACUGCCUUUCUGCAGGUUUUAUAUAAUGUUUUAAGUGAGGGAAAAGGACAGUUUUAUGCAUUUUACUGACACUUUAAUGAACAUUAUAUAUGUACAGUAUACAUUAUUUUUUUUUCAUAGCAAUGCUAUUCUUUGGCAGCCAUAGUGUUUGUUUACUAUACUGUUGAUUGUAAUAUGUCAUAUACUCUCUCUCUUAUAUUGCCAUAUGGUAGCCAUGACAAACAGCAUCAUUUAAAUGAUAUAUUGUGUAUAUAUUAAUUGGUAAAUUGAAUAAUUAUUGUAUUUAAAACAAACACUAACACAUACCAAUUAAGGGCAUGAACUAAUUCAAUGCUGUGCUGUUGUUAUGUCACCAUGAUGCUAUGAAGACUGUACCACACAUGAUGAAAAAUAUGUUCACGUAUGCAGUGUUUUGUAGACGUUCCUUUUGUAAAUACUGUAAAAACAUUGGCUGUUCCAGAGGAAAUUAAAGUUAACAUUGCUUAAUAAGA